Molecule: messenger RNA, 1029 nt
Organism: Pyricularia oryzae 70-15
Lineage: Eukaryota; Fungi; Ascomycota; Sordariomycetes; Magnaporthales; Pyriculariaceae
Exons: 4
Coding region: 1-1029 (342 amino acids)
Source: RefSeq, a predicted model, not a curated record
AUGCGUUCCUUCCUCAGAGAUAUCAGCCUCCCAACACUGGGAUCCAUACUGGGUGCCGCCCUCCUCGCCACCCCCAGUUUGGCUGCAGACCCGAGCCUCGUCGGAUAUCUGGGAACCUUUUUCCUGGGCGACGAGCCGUCCGUCUACUUUUACCUUAGCAAUGGAAACGACGCGCUCUCCUUUAGCCCCUUGAACAAUGGCACCCCAGUCAUCAAGCCGACCCAGGGCACUGGGGGUGUACGCGAUCCGAACAUUGUGGCCGGUGGCGGUGCUGAGGCUGGCAAGAAGUGGUACGUCAUCGGGACGGACCUGGACAUAGCAAAAACAACUUGGGAUCUUGCGCAGCGCAAUGGCUCUAGGGGUAUUUUUGUCUGGGAAAGCACCGAUCUCGUCAACUGGCAGAAUGAGCGGCUUGUGACUGUUGAAGAUGACACUGCUGGCAUGGUAUGGGCUCCCGAGGCUUUGUGGGAUCCAUUGAUGCAGCAAUACAUGGUUCACUGGGCAUCCAAAUUUUACCCGGCAUCGGACCCAGGACACACCGGCGCGCCGUCGCACACCGUGAUCCGAUACGCCCACACGAGCGACUUUAUCACCUUCACGCCUCCCCACACCUACAUCGACCUGAGCCCCACGGACGUCAUCGACCUCGCCAUCCUCCCCGUGCCCGGCAGCGACACGGAGUUCAUCCGCUUCAUGAAGGACGAGACGCUCAAGACCGUCUUUGUCGACCACGGCGUCGACGGCCUGCACGGGAACUUCACCAGGGAGGGCGGCCCCAGCGCGAUCAUCGACUCGGGCGUCGAGGGGCCGGCACCGUUCUGGGACAACCAGGUCCAGGGCAAGGCUCACGUCCUCCUGGACCACUACGGCGCCGACGGGUACUGGCCUUAUGAGAAUGCUGUCGACCCGACGAAGAACUCUGGCUGGUCGGUGAGCGACAGGACCAACUUCCCCAAGAACUUGAGGCACGGCAGCGUGUUGCCGAUUACUCAGGUCCUGUACGACAACUUGAAGUCGAAAUUUGCAUGA